Messenger RNA from Ictalurus punctatus (channel catfish), 2591 nucleotides. Its product is annotated as cyclin-dependent kinase-like 1 (CDC2-related kinase). The record is from RefSeq and is a predicted model, not a curated record. Bases 317 to 1366 code for a protein of 349 amino acids. Gene Ontology annotation, molecular function: ATP binding; cyclin-dependent protein serine/threonine kinase activity. NCBI's taxonomy places the organism in Eukaryota, Metazoa, Chordata, Actinopteri, Siluriformes, Ictaluridae. Gene Ontology annotation, biological process: protein phosphorylation. Gene Ontology annotation, cellular component: nucleus. The transcript is spliced from 10 exons.
UAAAGAGGUUAAGUUACUCUAUGAGUGGCCUCCAGUAAACCGCUGCGCGAACAGGUUAACUUUCAUCCACAAGUGUGUGUAGAACAGGUUAAAAACGGUGGAUUAAACAAGAAAUCCGAAUAAGAUAAAUAAAUAUCUUAACCGUUCGAAGUAACCAAAGGGGAAAACUCAAAAGGAAUGCCGACGCGCAGGGAAUCAGCACAGUGGUGAUUCCGGAAACUCGGAAAAUCAUCAUCACUGCGUGCUUUUCAUGCGUGAGCCGAUUCAAGGUGAAACUUAAGUGCGUGUUCAUGAACUCAAGCUUACUGGCUGUACCAUGGAGAAAUAUGAGAAGCUGGCUAAGAUUGGCGAGGGCUCCUAUGGAGUGGUGUUUAAAUGCCGCAACAAGGAAACAGGCCAGAUAGUGGCCAUCAAGAAGUUUGUGGAAUCCGAGGAUGAUCCAGUCAUUAAGAAAAUAGCACUUAGGGAAAUCAGAAUGCUGAAGCAGUUAAAGCAUGUAAACCUGGUCAAUCUUCUGGAGGUGUUCAGGAGGAAGAGAAGACUUCACUUGGUCUUUGAGUUUUGCGAACAAACCGUCCUCAAUGAACUCGACAAGCACCCCAGAGGGGUUCCUGAGGGCCAGCUGAAGAGCAUCGUCUGGCAAACUCUUCAGGCUGUCAACUUCUGCCACAAACACAAUUGUAUCCAUCGGGAUGUGAAACCAGAAAACAUCCUCCUAACCAAGACGGGCAUCAUUAAGCUGUGCGACUUUGGGUUUGCCCGCAUCCUGACUGGUCCAGGUGAUGACUACACUGACUAUGUGGCCACACGCUGGUACCGAGCACCGGAGCUUCUGGUAGGAGACACGCAGUAUGGCCCACCGGUGGAUGUGUGGGCGCUAGGCUGCGUCUUUGCUGAACUCCUUCUUGGGAGUCCACUGUGGCCUGGACGCUCAGACGUAGAUCAGCUUGACCUCAUCCGUAAGACUCUGGGUGACCUUAUUCCUCGACACCAGCAGGUGUUCCGCUCCAAUGCUUUCUUCAGUGGAGUAAGCAUCUCUGAACCAGAUACCAUGGAGCCACUUGAGAAGAAGUUCCACGGUGCCUCUCCUCAUGCCAUUACUGUGAUGAAGUCUUGUCUCGUGAUGGACCCUGCUGAAAGACUGACAUGUGAGGAGUUAUUAGAGCUGCCAUACUUCCAGGAUGAGGUUGGAGUCGGAUGGGGACGAGAAAGCGACCGACCCAUGAGGCGCCAUGAGAAAGGUGCCAGACGCAGAGUGCCAGGGGCCCAGUAUUUGCCGCAACUUACCAGCAGCACCAUCUCCCCAGCACCCGAGCUGAAGAACAAACACAAACCCAAGUAUGACCACCAUCUGCCCAACAUCUAACCCUGAAACAUAAAUAAAACUGAUGGCAAAUGUUACUGGAUGUUAUUGGAAUUUACAACAGCACAACAAAAUUUAUAUAAUCCCUGUACAAUUUGUAGUUAUGAGGAACAUUACAAGAAGUGGCACUGCCAUAAAGUUUGAUGUGGAUUUACUUUAAAAGGAAUUACAUGUGUAAGUGUAACUUAUUUAGCAUAUUUCUGUAUAAUUUUAAACUCUUGAUAUAAUGUGCAAACAUUAAAUGAUUGUGAUUAGUCAGUAUAUACUCUCAUCUCCAACGAUACGUCAGCGCCUUAGCACGUGGCCUUAGUUGAAUUAUUACUACCCAAGAUGGAUUGUAACUAAUCUAAGUGACUUUACUAGUCCUAGCUUGCUCACCUUUGUGCCAAAUUGAACAGGGAGUAGUAUAUUUUUUUUGCAAAAGGUCAUCCUUUAUAAGGCUUGCAUUGCUCUCAGAAAACAUUAAUUCAAAGCUUUUAAAUGCAGUUUAAGAAAUGACUGCUUGUAUUUUAAAUGUUGUUCUUGUCUGUGGCUUCACAGCCUUUUUAUACAUUUUAUGUGUAAGUCUUUUGCAGUUACACAUAAAACUAAUUGCAGGGUUGGGUGUUGCACUAAUACAAACUGUUUAUCAUUAGUAGCAAGAAGUCUCUCUAAAACUUUUUACUUUGAAGUUAAUACAAAUCAGCAGAACCCAAACAUGUUAUGUAGAUACAUAGAUUUGACCUUUUUAGCUAUUUAUUAUUGGGUAAAUCUCAUUUAUUAAAUACUGACAGGGUGAGUAAGUAAGUUAAUAAAUAAAGAUUGAUGAUAAUCUCAGGAAUAAUCACAUAAAGCGCAUAAUUACAUUUUCUACAAUGAAACAAGAAAGUUCCAAAUACUCUGUGGUGUGAUAACAGUGUAUCGCAGUUAUCAAAAGGAACAUAUUCAAUAUUGUAUUAGCAAAAUUACUAUGCUACUGUAUGUAUAAACAAAUUGAAAUGACUACUGACUGUCUAUGAAUGCUAAUGAAACAGUAACCCUAGUUAGUUUGAAAGUUACAUACAGUAUACUGCUUUAAGGUUGCAUUAUGUUAGCUAAAUCACUUUAGCCAUGGGAAUGACUUUUAUUAGUCUACGAACACAAAUAUGGCUGUUAGAAACUGUUAAGAGUUGUUGGGUUGCUUUUGCAAAAAAGGAUCAACACAACAGUGAUAUCAAAUUACAGCCAAAAAUAAAGUACUUCAGAAGAC